CCGCCCCUCGAGACGACCGGGAAAGUCGCUUCAAACCGAGCAGCACGCUGUAGACGCAACAGACGAUCUGGUGUCCACCUGUAGGGAAGAACCGCUGUCAGAGAUAUAUCUUACAACACUUUCGUUUCCUUCUCACAGGAUUUAAGGAUAGUGAACUCAACAGCAGUUAUAUUUAACGUUCAUUAAAUAUUUCAAGAGUGGAUUUUUGAUGUUUGUAGACUACUAUUUCAAAGCCUACAAGCAAUGCACUUAAUUUCCACUUUUCAAGAGGAAACUGUUGAUAUAACUUGUCUCAGACGUUGAAGGAAAGUGCUGAGUGCGGUUACUUAAUGCUGGAUGAACAGGUGGCGCGAGCUCCGGUUACCGUCAAGUAUUUAUCAUUAGAGAGGGCAGGAUACCAGCAGAAAGGACUUACUUCAAAUGUCCGUUACUUAGACAGCUGACCGAAUUCAAGCUUUCAGUGAGGGCAGUAGCCGGUGACUAAACUUCUUAUUCCGUGAAAGCAGAAAGGAGUUUGACAUAGGCAGCAUGCCAGCCGCCGACAGCGACAUGGUGAUAGACAGUCCCCGGUUAUACGGGUUGAAAGAAUCCUCUACCGGGAAUGAAAACAUCAUUCCGGCGUCCCUCGGCAGCCCUGCCGCUGACAUUCUCCGGAACUUUUAUCACACCAAGAGGGUCGGGAACUAUCUUAUCGGAAGGAAACUGGGAGAAGGAUCUUUCGCUAAAGUUCGAGAGGGUCUUCACGCAAAGACAGGAGAGAAGGUGGCGGUGAAGGUGAUAGACAAGCGCAAGGCCAAGAAGGACUCGUACGUGACCAAGAACCUGCGUCGUGAGGGCCACAUCCAGCAGAUGAUCCGCCACCCCAACAUCACCCAGCUGCUGGACAUCCUGGAGACGGAGAACAGCUACUACCUGGUGAUGGAGCUGUGCCCGGGGGGGAACCUGAUGAACCGCAUCUACGACCAGAAGCGCCUGGACGAGAGGGAGACCCAGAAGUACGUCCGGCAGCUGGUCAUGGCGGUGGAGCACCUGCACAGAGCGGGGGUGGUGCACAGAGAUCUGAAGAUUGAAAACCUUCUGUUGGAUGAGCAGGACAAUAUAAAGCUCAUAGAUUUUGGGCUGAGUAACUGUGCAGGCAUCCUGGGUUACUCCGACCCCUUCAGCACCCAGUGCGGCAGCCCGGCCUACGCCGCCCCAGAGCUGCUGUCCAGGAAGAAGUACGGGCCCAAGGUGGACGUGUGGUCCAUUGGAGUGAACAUGUAUGCCAUGCUGACCGGCACCCUGCCCUUCACUGUGGAGCCCUUCAGCCUGAGAGCUCUCCACCAGAAGAUGGUGGACAAGGAAAUGAACCCUCUCCCUCCGUCUCUCUCAACAGCUGCUAUCUGUCUUCUGAAGAAGCUUCUGGAACCGGACCCGGCCAAAAGACCCAACAUCCACCAGGUGAUGGCUGACUCUUGGCUUCAACUGGCCAACACACACACAGGAGCCCCUUACCUCAACAGAAUCCACAUCGAGGAGAUCAACCACAUGGUCCUCCUCCAUAUGACUGAGAGCAUGGGCUACAAGCACAGCGAGGUGCUGAGCGCCGUGCUCACCAACCGCGCCUGCCACACCCUGGCCGUCUACUUCCUGCUCAACAACAAGAUGAAGAGGCUCUCCAAGGAGUAUAGGGAGAUGCAGUACCAGGAGAAGAAGAGCGACCGGAGCGAGUACUUCCAGACCCAGUGGAGGAAGCACGUGGACAAGGUCACCAUCCCCCCCAAGCAGACCCCCGUCUACCUGGCCGUCAGCAAGGGCCCCAGCAAGGAGAAGAAACACAGGACCGGUAUACUGAGAGCCAUGACAGGCGGCCAUCGAAACUCCCCUCUGGCGCCCUCCGGCACCGUGGCGUCCUCCUCCAUGGAGUACCUGGAGAUCCACCCCCUCUUCCCCCACGCCAAACCCAUCCGCCGCCUGGGCACCCUCCAGCCGGCCAACACCAGCCCCGAGCACUCCAUCCCCGCCCCCCCGGCCCCUUCGCCCAUCGGCAUGCACUCCUACGACUCCCUGGCCAAAGCCGAGCCCGUCGAGGACACCCCGUCAUCCCCCUGGUACAAGCUGACCAACGGCACCUUCUCCCCCCCCCGCCACGUUUCCGCCUUCCACCCGGACUCGUCCUACCUGAAGAAGGCCACCAUCCCCAGCCCGCCGGUCCUCAUCGUCAACCCCCAGCCCAAGAAGAGCUCCUCCACCUCGGACUGGUCCGACACCAGCGGCAGCCCCCCCAGCUGCGUGGGCAGCCCCCCGGGAGGCCUGUCUGCCUUCAGCCCCCCCAAGUCCGCCUUCAGCCCCCUGAACCCAAUGUCGGCGUUCAGCCCUCCCUCCAGCGGGGGCGGCAGUGAGCCGGACAGCCCUCAGCACCGCAGCAAGUUCCCCUACAUGGGCAUCGGCCAGAUCCUGAAGAAGAAGGUGCAGCCGUUCACGUUCAGGGCGGAGCAGGCGGUGGAGGAGGUGGUGUCCCCGCCCCCGUACCCCAUGCAGACGCUGCUGUGUGCUUCAGGGGCCUUAAAGACGCUCUGCUGAGGCAUGAUGGGGAAAAAAAAGAAAAAAAAAAGACCGUAGCGUUCACGUUCACUCCCUCGGAGGAGUGGUCUUCCUGAGUGGCCUUGCGAACUUUGACCUCUCUCCUCUAACGAACAAGUUACCGUCACAACACUUGACACACACAAGUCACCUCUACGUUUAUACUGACAAUUUAAAACAAAAAAAACUACAAAGAAACUUACAAAAAAAAUGUUUUUAUGAAAGGCUGCAUUUAUAUCAACAAAAGCCUUGAUUUUGAUUGAUUGGAUGUUUCCUCUGCCCCUGCUGUCUGUGAUUGGAUGUUUCCUCUGACCCUGCCCCGUGUCUCUGUCUGCGAGGUGACCGGCUGAGUGACAUUGAGAUGAUGAGAUUGAACAUGCUCCACCGAGCGGGCUUGUAAAGACCCUACACACACACACACACACACAGCGAUUUAACCUACCAAUGCCCUAGAAACAGCAUUGAGACAGUGUCCCAAACAGGGCUUAAGGUACAACACACACACAGACACACACACACACUGACGACAUUGUAAUAUAGAAUCUCUCUUUCGUAAAGUUGCUGUCUUCUUAUGAACUAAUGUAGAGAUUUGCACUAGACUGCUCUUGGUUGAGAACACUUAUCUAAGGAACUCUCUCCCACAGAUUUUUUUUAAGGAACUCGCUUCUAAGGAACUUUUUUACUGUUUCCCUGUGAUGCAAUCUGACCACGUACCAAACAUGCAACAGUUUAUGACUUCCACAGAACCUCUGUCACGUCUCUACCGCAACAGGCUGACUAAUGCGGAGGUUUUAUUUUUGAACAUUUCUCUCACAGUCACAGCUGGGUAAUUCCAGUCCCUGUCGGUCUGGCUCGUUCCACUUGUGUAGAGACAGAAAAGGUUUCGAGAAAGUUUCGAUCCCUCAUCUCUCAAGUCCCAUUUUAAUAUCAACCACGAAUUCGCUCAAACUCGGAUCCGUUUAGCCGGUUGCGAGCCAGAACGUUUACCACACCUGCGAGUUGCAGUUCUUGUCGAUAACCCAGUUAUGUAUCUACACAUCCACAUAACCAUAUCUGGUUUCUCCGUGUGUGGCAGUGUUUUGAUAAUGUCUAGCUAAGUAUCGGUUACAUGGUUCAACAUUCUACCUGGACAGACAGACAAAAAAAAAACUAAUCUCACGUGUCUAAACAGU
This is a messenger RNA of Osmerus eperlanus (European smelt), 3734 nucleotides long. RefSeq names its product hormonally up-regulated Neu-associated kinase (gene hunk). The record is from RefSeq and is a predicted model, not a curated record. Lineage: Eukaryota; Metazoa; Chordata; Actinopteri; Osmeriformes; Osmeridae. Gene Ontology annotation, molecular function: protein serine/threonine kinase activity; ATP binding. The coding region runs from base 529 to 2562 and encodes 677 amino acids. The transcript is spliced from 9 exons. Gene Ontology annotation, cellular component: cytoplasm. Gene Ontology annotation, biological process: intracellular signal transduction; protein phosphorylation.